This is a messenger RNA of Plasmodium gaboni, 148 nucleotides long. Its product is annotated as conserved protein, unknown function. The record is from RefSeq and is a predicted model, not a curated record. The annotation marks the transcript as partial. Lineage: Eukaryota; Apicomplexa; Aconoidasida; Haemosporida; Plasmodiidae. The transcript has a single exon.
AUGGAAGGACAACAUAAAGAAAAAAAUACAAAAAUAAAAAAAAGUAAAAAACCUUUAGUUGUUAGUAAUCGAAAACCAUUCAACGUUUUUGAAAAAAAAAAAAGUUCAAAGCCUCUCGUAAGAGAUCCUCGUUUUUCUGAUUUUUCAG